AUGGUGCUCUCUGACUUCACUGGAGUCGGUGUUGGAUUCGGGUUCGGCGUUGGCUGUGGAUUUGGCGUUGGUUGGGGUUUUGGAGGAGUGCCUUUGAAUGUUUUAGGCGUUGGUGUAGGUGGAGGUUGCGGAGUGGGUUUAGGGCUCGGCUGGGGUUUUGGAACUGCCUUUGGCAGUCACUACCGAUCAUCUAGGCUUACAUUUCAAGGCGUCGAGCUAGAGAAAGAGGGUAAGGUGGAUAACAUGUCCAAAAAUGCUUAG
Eruca vesicaria subsp. sativa (arugula) is the source of this 261-nucleotide messenger RNA. The record is from the annotation of a GenBank genome assembly. Lineage: Eukaryota; Viridiplantae; Streptophyta; Magnoliopsida; Brassicales; Brassicaceae.